Messenger RNA from Copidosoma floridanum, 4599 nucleotides. RefSeq lists its product as uncharacterized. Gene Ontology annotation, biological process: proteolysis. The record is from RefSeq and is a predicted model, not a curated record. Gene Ontology annotation, molecular function: protein binding; serine-type endopeptidase activity. NCBI's taxonomy places the organism in Eukaryota, Metazoa, Arthropoda, Insecta, Hymenoptera, Encyrtidae.
AUGGCAUCCAUGUGCGGGAGCAGCAAGGGCCAUCCGGCGUUGACCACCAGCAGCUUCUACAGACCGGGUGCCUACCCCUACCAGAAUGAUUACUACAUGCCACCGAGAUCGGCCUGGUCGAGGGUACCACCGCACACGUCGAAGAUGAACAGGGCCAGCUCGACCUGGAAAGUCGGCAGCGCGAUGCUCAUCAUAAUCGCGAUGCUCGUCCUUAUAGCCGUCUUCGCCAUCGCUGGACUGGCUUUAUGGAUGGGAGCACUCCGGACAGACACGAAAAGUGCGAUCGUUGGCUUCGUGGGCAGCUUCAGGGUGACGAGGGGCGAGAAGUUCAAUCCCAUGCUGAAGCUCAACACGAGCAUGGUGUUUCGAGAGAAGGAACAAAAGUACAGGAACAUCUUCGAGCUGCUGUUCCGGAGAAGUUUGCUGGGUCCGUCCUACAAGCAGACUAUCAUCGACAAGUUCGAAAACAACACUCUCAAGGUCUUCUUCAGGCUGUACCUGGACAGGAGGAAGAUCCCGAGAUCGAUAACCAACGUCGAGGACACGAUCGUCGACAUCAUUGCCAAGGAGACCUACUCGGUGGCCUCGCUGUUCAAGGACAUGGAACUCGACCUCACGAGCAUCAUCGUCAAAAGGAUAAACCCCGAUGGCGUGCCGAGUCCGAGCAAGCCGCCAGCCCCGACGCAGCAGCGCAACACGAUGAUCACCAAAAAUGGAAUUCUGCGUCCAAAUCGCAACAUAUCCAUCAUCACGAACCCGAAACUCAAGUCUAAGCCCGAAGCCGUGGAGACGCAGGUAGAUCCCGAGUCGGAGAUUGACUUUGCCAACAUACCGACGAUCAAGGGCACCUACACCGCGACCAAGAUAAACGCCAGCUCGGCUGGUAAGAAACCAGAACCUGCCGACGAGUCCAAACCGUCGAGAAGCACAACCACCACCACCACCACCACCACUGAGGUGAGCACUACAGUGGAUGUAACUAGCUCGACCAUGUCCUCAACCACGACAACGACGACGGUAAAGCCUAGCAGCAGUACGAGCGAGAAAGCAGCGCUGGACCUUCAUUUCAACGAGUUCCACGAGCCUGAUUUCGAGACCUCGCCCUGGCGGCCAAUCAUACCGCCGUACCUCAACGCGGACGUUAAGCCCGGUCUGAACGUCGUUACGACAUCGUCGACGACCACCUCUACGACCACGACGACGAGCACGGCGAGGCCAAAGAUCGAUGAUACAGCCGAUGUGAAGAAGCAGUCGAGUCUGCCCUCGAGCAACACCCUUUUACCGCCGAUGCUGAUCACAGUGGACGAGGAUAGUGUCUUUCCGCACGACCGCAUAGUCCCCCAGGAGAUGAUCAAUUUCCGGGUGAACGGCAAAUUCAAGGACAAAAUGCCCGACAGCGCGCCCCCGGUCGAGGUGUCCAGCAGCGGCCCCGAAGACGAGACUAGUGUCCAGGUGUCGAGCUUCCCAGGUUUCUAUGACGAGACGGACGAGCAGCCGACUUUGCUCACGGGCAUCGGCGUCGCUGAGCCCGUCCUCGACUCCGAACUAGAAUUGGAGAGUAGGAACAAGUACAGCGACAUCGUGGCCGAGGAUCCGGUAGAGGACACCAGCAGGCAGCCGGUCUACACGAGCUACAGGACGCCUGACCUCAACGGCGGUUCAAAACCGCCCCUCGUCCGGGUGCCUGGAACUUUGAAGCCCUUCAGUCACACCAUACCCGUGGACAAGAUCAACAUCCCGGCAAACGACGAAGCCGCCGAGCCCGUGAAAAUCGAAAAACCAAUAAUCACCAAGGGCCAGGGUAUGAUACCGAACCUCGAGAGGAUCGUGGAGAUCGAGACGUUUGUCAAGGACGCCAGUGAGGAGCAGAAGAACGCGACGGCCUCCAACGCCGAUGGGGCCCCCAAGACGACGACAGUUGAGCCCGUUGGCGAUAACAACGAGAACGGGACCAGGAACUCGACCUUCAUCAAGGUCGACAUAAUCAAGCACGUACCGACCGCGACUAAUCUCACCGGUGAGAGCUCCACUCCUGAGAGCCCAAAGAACCCCCACAACGACACCUUGAAGCCCAACGUGGUGAUCGAGCUAGUGACUCUGGCCCCUGUAAAAAGCAACAUAGGUGGUGUCGGACAGCCGGUGGGUCCACGGCCAAAGGUGGACCAGGAGAGCCGCCCCCAAGUGACCGAGUCGGAGAACAGGACGCUGAACUCCAGCAACCCGGAUGACACAGAUCUGCUCGACCAGCUGUUCGGUCUGCAGAGCGCCGGUCCACCCAAACCGGAGAACAAUAAGCCGGCAGUCGAGCAGAUCGUCGAGGUGGUGACCUCCAUAAGCACAAAAAUCUCAUCGAGUAUCAAGGCCGACCAGAUGAUCCUGAAGCUCGUGAUCAGCAAUGCUACGUCCGACGACAACUCGACGGAGUCGACCCAGCAGCUCAACUCCGACCGGAAGAUCGCGGCCACGCACCAGGACAAGGACCAGUUCCUCGUCGAGAGUCUGCGUAAGCUCGCGGAGGUACGGACCGGCGACGAGCCACCGCUCGUUAAACGUCCCAGGAACGAAUCGGCGCCACCACCGGUGCGGCUCCAGAGGCCGGAGAACCUCCUGGACCUCGAGAAACUAAAAAAAAUCGCCGACGUGGUAGCCAACGCGACCGGUACCAACUUUACCCUCAGCAGGGAUGGCGUGCCCGUGAUGACGAAGCCGCUCAUCAGAGCCGAGGAGAGGAGUGACAAGAUGAUGCCCGCUACAGAGGAAAAACGAACACUGGGGACGUGCACGGGUUACCGGUGUGGCGACGGCAAGUGCCUACCGGCUGGCGCGCGCUGCAACAUGCUCGGCGAGUGUUCCGGCGCGGAGGACGAGGCCAAUUGCACUUGCGCCGAUUUCCUUAGGGCCCAGGAGCCCGGGAGUAAGAUCUGCGAUGGCACCGUCGACUGCUGGGACUACUCCGAUGAGACGGACUGCGAUUGGUGCCAAGCCAGCCAGUUCGUGUGCGGCAACAGCAGGACCUGCGUAGAUCAGUCCCGGGUGUGCGACGGUGAACGCGACUGUCCACACGGGGAGGACGAGAAGCGCUGUGCCGCCCUGAUAGACGACGAACCAAAAUUCUCGAGUUCGAGCGACUCGAGGACGUACCGUGACUUUUUCGCCAAGGGGAGUAGUCGCGAGCCGAACGAUGACGACAACGAGGAGGAGGAGGAGGAGAGUACCACGGUAGGGACGGACGUGCAGGUGUCGGGACGGGAGAUAUCGCCGUCGAAACUGGGGAAGAAUGGCCUGACGAGGGGAGCCCCGAGGCCGGAGGUGGGAUCAGCCACGCCAUUCGCGAGGGCUGGGAUGGAACUGAGCAGUUACAACGACCAGGGCUUUCUGAGCGUCAGGAAGAACGGCAAGUGGGGCAGGCUGUGUCUCAGCGACUCGGGGGGUCUGCUGCAGCGUGGCAAGCUCAGCUGGACCAUAGAGGAUCUCGGCAGAGCCGUCUGCAGGGCCAUCACCUAUCGAGACUUCGACAAAGCAGAGGUGCAAGGGGACAAGGCAUCGAUCGAAAAGACGUACUACAGUCUGGCGCUCAACGACGACAGGACGACCGACAGGACGAGCUUGACUUUUAAGAGGACCAAGUGCUCGGGUGGCCAGGUACUCAGGGUAAAGUGCAAGAACUUUGAGUGCGGCAUCAGGACCCAAGUGCCAUCUCAGGCAAGGAUCGUCGGGGGUGGCAGCUCGUCGGCCGGUAGUUGGCCCUGGCAAGUGGCGCUCUACAAGGAGGGAGACUACCAGUGUGGCGGGGCCAUCAUCGGCGACAGGUGGAUCGUUUCGGCAGCGCACUGUUUCUACCGAGCCCAAGACGAGCACUGGGUAGCGCGAAUCGGUGCCACGCGCAAGGGCAGCUUCCCCAGUCCGUACGAGCAAGUCAUCCGGGUGGACUACAUCCUGCUGCACCCGGAGUACGUGGACAACGGCUUCAUCAACGACAUAGCCCUGUUGAGGCUCGAGAAACCACUCGAGUUCAGCGAUUACGUGAGACCCGUUUGUCUUCCCGCUGCGGAACCCGAGAGCGGCGCCAUCGGUACCGCCACCGGCUGGGGUCAGCUCUACGAGAUCGGACGCAUGUUCCCUGACACUCUGCAGGAAGUAGAGUUGCCCUUGAUCUCGACUGAGGAGUGCCGCAGAAAGACGCUCUUCCUGCCUCUGUAUAGGAUCACUUCGGGAAUGAUCUGCGCCGGUGUUAAGGAUGGUGGGAGGGACGCUUGCCUCGGGGACAGCGGCGGUCCGCUUGUCUCUCUGGAGUCGGAUAACAAGUACACCUUGCACGGUAUAACGUCAAACGGUUAUGGAUGCGGUCGUCCGGAUCGACCGGGAGUCUAUACCAAGGUGUACCACUACAUGGGCUGGAUCGAGAGAGUCAUGUCGCGGACGGAUGUGCCGUCGACGGUGACGAGUUGCAAGGGCCAUCGGUGCCCUCUUGGCGAGUGUCUGCCCCGUUCGAGGGUCUGCAAUGGAUACCUGGAGUGCAGCGAUGGUAGUGAUGAGCGCAACUGCAGCUCGUCGACUCAGUAACUACGAGACUUUUUGUAUUAUUAACGUAAUAAUUAU